Verruconis gallopava is the source of this 1269-nucleotide messenger RNA. RefSeq lists its product as uncharacterized. Bases 70 to 1002 code for a protein of 310 amino acids. The record is from RefSeq and is a predicted model, not a curated record. The transcript has 2 exons. NCBI's taxonomy places the organism in Eukaryota, Fungi, Ascomycota, Dothideomycetes, Venturiales, Sympoventuriaceae.
GACAUCGACGCCUUGGAAUUUGUGCACGAAGCUGAACAGCAAAUCAACACACAACACAGGAGUGCAACAAUGACGACGCAUGCUGGGCCAACGGCUCGCAGGGGGCCGUCGGGAGCCUGGUCUCGACUCAAGGCUCCGCCGACAGAUCCGCUGCAGACGUACGGACUGCCGUCGAAAGGAGAAACAAGACUCAAUGACCUCAAGGCCCAGGAGUCGUUCUACAACAAGAUCGUUGAGCGAUAUAUGAAAUUUUGCGCGGCGUCAGGAAGUGAUCUUGAAAAACAUUUUGCAGCCUUGUCCUUAGAUCCAGACCACUGUGCAAUGACUUCUGGGCUGAACAUUGAUGACAGUCAGAUCCACGUCAACAAGUCAACGUUACCUAACGCGAAGGAGUUCAACAGCGAAGAUCCCUCGCCCGAGCUACAGCUGAUACUGAUGGCAAUGCGAAAAUUGCGGGAAUCCAUUGUAGCCACCCGUCGGAGAGAUGUUUUCGCUCAGCGAUGCUACAUCUUCAUCAUCCGCGUUGCCAUCCUUGUCUCCUCGUGGGAAUCAUACCUUCCCGCGUUCACAUAUUUACUCCACGAAAUUCACCCAGUCACGCCCUUGGAUGCAUCAGAGCUUAACGAAGUCGUCAGCUUCCAGAUUCUUGACUUCGCCUGUCGGUUAGGUGACUUCCACACCGCCUAUCUUAUUAAGGUAGCAUAUGGCAUAAAGGAUAUGAAGUUGCAAAUUAUCUUGCAUAGUUUGACUAGGGAUGACUGGUUGAGCUUUUGGCGGAUGCGAAAAAAGGUCGACGGUUACCGUCGUACUAUUAUGGGAUAUGCGGAGAAUGAUGUCAGACUGCGGGCGCUCAAAUGUUUAGGAAAGUCAUACUUUAGCGCGGAAAAGAGGUUUGUGGAAACGGUAGCUGAUCGUGAUUGGGACGAGCUCGUUGCUAGCGGAGUCGGAUGGGAGUUACAAGAGGACAACAUGGUGAUCAUCAGAAGAGCGAAAGCUAGAUGAUAUAAGGGUCACGAAUCCGGCAUUGGCUUAGGUUCUUAGGUGAUACGUCGAUACGGUUGCAGGUAUCCACCUCAACGGGAUCUUCAGGACUCGGUUUUUUUUUUUUAAAAAAAAAAAAAAAAGUAAAGAUGCAUGCUGAUCGUUUGAGCAGGAUACACAAACGCGUAUCGAUACACGUAAAAAUGGGUCAUGACGAGCGAAGAUAAGCCAAGGUCGCCCAAAGCCGAAUAUGAAACAUCAAUCACAAAUAAGAGAACUAUCAAUGAC